Molecule: messenger RNA, 1008 nt
Organism: Anneissia japonica
Lineage: Eukaryota; Metazoa; Echinodermata; Crinoidea; Comatulida; Comatulidae
Exons: 2
Coding region: 1-1008 (335 amino acids)
Source: RefSeq, a predicted model, not a curated record
AUGGUUCAAAUCUUAUACGAAGGCACUGAAUGUGCUGUGCUGGAUGGGAAUGAAGAGUCCGACUGGUUCAAAGUCAAAACUGGAGUUAAGCAAGGAGAUGUAAUGUCUAGUUUUAUUUUCCUGAUAAUAAUAGACUGGAUAAUGAAGAGAACAACUGAAGAAAGCAACACUGGAAUUAGAUGGAGAUUCACAUCAAAACUCGAAGACUUAGACUUUGCAGACGAUAUCGCACUUGUGUCACCAAACUGUCAGCAAUUGCAAACAAAAGCUUCAAAACUCUCACAAUUUGCUGCACAAACUGGGCUCAAAAUUAAUAAGAAGAAAUCAGAAGUGUUAAGGAUAAAUAACAACAGUUAUAAUAGAAUACAAAUGGGAAAACAGCAACUAAAUGAAGUCGAUAAAUAUACUUACCUGGGUGCUAUUGUUAGUAAACAAGGAGGAGGGGGAGAUGGUAUCAUUAACAGAAUCCAUAAGGCCAGAAUAUCAUUCAUGAAGUUAAAUAGAAUAUGGAGUUCACACAUUUACACCCUACCUACCAAACUGAGGUUAUUUAACACACUUGUCAAAUCAGUUCUACUAUACGGAUGUGAGACCUGGAAAGUAAACCAAAGUGACGAAUUGAAACUAGACACAUUCCAGUUCAAGUGCUUAAGAAGAAUCCUCAAAAUUAGAUGGCUGUACAUUGUACAAAAUAAUGUAAUUCUACAGAAAACAAAUUCGAAGAAUAUAAGUACAGAAAUCAUGUCUCGUAGAUGGAAAUGGCUUGGACACAUAUUGUGUAACCUUGCACCCUGUGCGUUACUAUUUUCUGUUCUGGUGGAGGUAGAAAUGAAUCAAACGCGUAGACAACGUAGAGUUAACAUAAAUGGUACAUGCUUUAUUCUUGCACGGUGUACAUCUACUGUGUCAUAUGAUGUCACAAUGUCGAUGCGCUACGCCUACGUCUACGUCUACGACUACGGUUUAAACUAUGCUGAGCGUACAAGUCCAUCGCUACGAUUGGUGUAA